Messenger RNA from Penicillium brasilianum, 1815 nucleotides. Lineage: Eukaryota; Fungi; Ascomycota; Eurotiomycetes; Eurotiales; Aspergillaceae. The record is from the annotation of a GenBank genome assembly.
AUGGAACCCUCCGACGCCCGAGAGGGCACGACACAGCACGCCGAUCCAGAAACACCCGCUUGCCAGUCAUGUCGAAGCCGAAAGCUGCGCUGCUCAAGGGAGGUCCCGUCUUGCAAUCGCUGCACGCGUCUUGGAAUCGACUGCCGCUAUGACUAUACCUGGAACAAACCAGGGGUGAAAGUGGGCAUAAUCCAGGCCCUGAACCAGCGGGUUGAAACACUAGAAGCUCAAUUAGAGGCUGUAAGGGACCAGCACCAGCUCACGGGCAGCGUUUCAACCCCAUCAAACUUGGGCUACGAUGCAAACGCAAUUAGAGACCUGGUCUCUUCCUUUAUGGAGGAGUGGCGCGAUAGCCAUCCACUCCCUGAUCAGCGUCACCAGCAGACUAUAGAUGAUGCUAUAGUGGUGGCCGAUAGCCCCCAACCAAGGGAUCCUGUCGUGACCACGCCAGAUCACCAACCACCCCACAAGAGAAGAUUCCCGGAGCCCAGAGGUCGAGAUUUCAGCGCAUCGUCAGCUCAGCUGCCCCUAGAUGAUCUGAUCAACGCCAUCAUUGAUGCUUAUUUCUCUGUGGUUCAUCCAUUCAUUCCAGUCAUUCAUGAACCGCUCUUCCGAUCUCGUCUACGAGAUCCAACUGAGAGACCGAAGCUCAUCAUUGUGCUCCAUGCAAUGAUGGUCUGCGCCUUACGGUACGUUGCACAUGAGCGGCUUGCGGGAGAAUGGCUCGGAUCCUACCCGGAUGCUCUGCAAAAAUCUCGGGAUUAUGUCCUUCUAGCAGGAAUGGAUGAUCUUUCCGUGGAGAAUUUCCAGGCUCUGAUCAUGGUGGCCUUUGUGCAUGUCGGUGAUGGAAACGCCAACAAGGCAUGGCCGAUUAUAGGAACCCUCUCUCGAGCCGUUGUCUACCUAGGCCUGCACAAGGAAUCAGACGAAGAUUACCAGGGAGAACUUUGCCUCAAGCCGUUGUGUCAUCUACCACAACCCCGAGUGUGGACAGAAGCGGAAGAACGGCGACGAGUGUUUUGGAACGUUUUCCUCCUCGAUAGAUUCUGCUCAACCAUUACAGGCUGGAACGUCAACUUGUCAAGCGAAGAUGUCCAAGUUCGACUACCUAGCGACGGCUUAUACUGGACUAAAGAAGAGCCAGUGACUACCCCAUUUUUCAAUAUAUGGGAUUCUUCUAUGGCGAAGAUAGGAAAGUCUGUUUCUUUCCUUCCCAGCCACUUCUCCUCUCUCGCAGACCUAGAUAGAGAAGCUGCUGCUACAGCCCCGGCCUCUGAACGUGUCUCCCCAGUUGCCCAGGCAUCUAAAGGGCCCACAGUGGAUGUUUCCACCAUAGGCUCAUUUGCAUACUGCAUUGAAGCCACCGAGUCCCUCAACCGGGUCGUCAAAUUCUUCCUUCAACGACCUGUUAAAUUUGAAAGUAAACAGCAAUUCAGUUCUUGGCUGACACGGUUCAAGGAGUUGGAUCUUCAGCUUAUUCACUGGAAAAUGUUUCUCCCGCGGAGAUGGAAAGACUCCAAUAUAUCCAAGGAGCCCGCGUUUGUGCAUAUGGACCCCAAUCUGACCCUUGCCCAUAUCACUCAUAACACCUCCAUGAUCCUCUUACAUCAAAGUAUCGCAUAUCCACAUGUCAAAAUUCUCGCUAAAUUGAAGUCAGCAAGCUCUGGGAGUGCGGAAACCUGCCAACUCGCUGCAUCGGAGACUGCCAACAUUGUUCAAAAAUAUUUACAAUAUACACCAUUUGUCGGCUUAGUUAACGCACAGUUUGCCUUUUGUGCAUUUAUUAGCGCCCGUGUCAUGAUUGGUGAGCUUUAG